This is a messenger RNA of Drosophila persimilis, 2780 nucleotides long. RefSeq names its product metastasis-associated protein MTA3 (gene MTA1-like). The record is from RefSeq and is a predicted model, not a curated record. The transcript is spliced from 13 exons. Gene Ontology annotation, cellular component: nucleoplasm; NuRD complex. Gene Ontology annotation, molecular function: transcription coactivator activity; histone deacetylase binding; sequence-specific DNA binding. Lineage: Eukaryota; Metazoa; Arthropoda; Insecta; Diptera; Drosophilidae. The coding region runs from base 1 to 2709 and encodes 902 amino acids. Gene Ontology annotation, biological process: negative regulation of transcription by RNA polymerase II.
AUGGCCACAAAUAUGUAUCGAGUCGGAGACUACGUGUACGUUGAGACAACGCCGAAUAGUCCCUAUCUGAUACGCCGCAUCGAGGAGCUGAACAAGAACCAAACCGGCAAUGUGGAGGCGAAGGUCAUGUGCUUCUACCGGCGUCGUGAUCUGCCCAACCCACUGGUGCAGCUGGCCGACAAGCAUCAACUGGCCACAGCCGAGGACUCACCGCUGGCGACCAAGCUGAAGAAGACCUGGCUCCGCACACCCGUGGGCGAGGAGCAGGCGGCGCAGGCCGUGCUCGACCCCUCAAUAGCUGCCUUGGACGAGGAGCGCACCAGUCCGACGCAAGCGUCUGGCGGCGGCGGCAGUGGCAGUGGCAGUGGUAGUGCAUCUGCAACCAGCAACAAUGCCGGCAGCACCACCACCAACAACAAUAACAAUAAUAAUAACAACAACAACAGCAGCAGCAGUGGUAGCGGCAGUGGCAGUGGCAGCGGCAGUGGCAGCGGCAGCGGAGGCGAUGCGGAAAAGGGCGAGGCGCUGACCAGCAAACAGCGCUACCAGAUCAAGCACCGCGAGCUGUUCCUCUCACGCCAAGUCGAAUCGAUACCCGCCACACAGAUACGAGGCAAGUGCUCCGUGACGCUGCUCAACGAGACGGAGUCCCUGCAGAGUUAUCUAAAUAAAGACGACACAUUCUUCUACUGUCUGGUCUUCGAUCCGAAUCAGAAAACACUUCUCGCCGACAAGGGCGAGAUACGUGUCGGCAGUCGCUAUCAGUGUGAUAUUCCCGCCAAGCUAAAAGACACAGUCACGGACGAGCGCAAGCUCGAGGAGCUGGAGUCGCUGGUAUGGACGCCGGAGCACACACUGACGGAUCGUAAGAUCGAUCAGUUCCUCGUCGUUUCGCGUUCCAUUGGCACCUUCGCCCGCGCCCUCGACUGCAGCAGUUCUGUGAAGCAGCCCUCGUUGCACAUGUCGGCAGCGGCUGCCAGUCGGGACAUUACACUGUUUCACGCCAUGAACAUUCUGCACAAGCACGACUACUCGAUUGAGGAGGCCAUGUCCUCGCUAGUUCCUGUCAGUGGACCGGUGCUCUGUCGCGAUGAAAUCGAGGACUGGAGCGCCUCGGAGGCAAAUCUCUUCGAGGAAGCGCUGGACAAAUAUGGCAAAGACUUUAACGACAUUCGACAAGAUUUCCUGCCUUGGAAAACUCUGAAGCAAAUCAUCGAGUACUACUACAUGUGGAAGACCACCGAUCGCUAUGUGCAGCAGAAGCGCGUGAAGGCCGUCGAGGCGGAGCUGAAGCUCAAACAGGUCUACAUACCGCAAUACAAUAAUAAUGGUGGCAAGGGCGGCGGCAACGGAGCCUCUGUCAAGGCGGGUAGUGGCGGUGGCGGCAUUUACAAUGGCACCACCAACGGGGGCACCGAUCUCUCAAGCAACGGCAAACCCUGCGAGUCGUGCGGAACAACUAAAUCAUCACAGUGGAACUCGUUUAGCACCGGCCACAUAACGUGUCGUCUCUGCCAAAGCUGUUGGGAGUACUGGCGGAGGUACGGCAGUAUGAAAUCCGCGAAUAAGGGCGACGCCAGCAGCGACAGUGAUGCAAAGAAGAAGGCCUUGGCUGCGACGACCCCUACGGCUACCGCUGCAGCUGCGGCUACAACACCCACAGCCGUAGUCGACCUCAACGAUGACGAGAAAAUCAGUGAUCUAACCAAUCGUCAGCUGCACAGGUGUUCAAUUGUCAAUUGCGGCAAGGAGUUCAAGCUGAAGACCCACCUGGCACGCCACUAUGCGCAAGCGCAUGGUAUUGCCAUCAGCUCCGGUUCUCCGCGCCCCAUCAUGAAGACGCGCACUGCCUUCUACUUACACACCAAUCCCAUGACGCGCGUGGCGCGCAUUAUCUGUCGCAGCAUUGUCAAGCCCAAGAAGGCGGCGCGACAAAGCGCCUACGCCAUCAAUGGCCUGCUGGUGAAGCAAGAAUUUACGAAUCGUAUUAGCGGCAAAUCUCAGGCGGAGAUCAAGAAGCUGCUAUUGCUCAAGCCCAAGGAUCGUGGCAGUGUUACUAAGAUCGCCAAUCGCCUGGGGGCGCCCGGCAGCGGUCCCCACGAGUGGCUGGUGCUGACGCCCAAGGACAAAAUGCCACUGCCCGCUGUCGUCUCAUUCCCCAAGCCGCCCAAAGCAGCGGAUGGCAGUUUAGUCUACGAUCGCGUUCCCAACAAAUCCCCCGACAUUGUGGCCGUGCCGGCCGAGAAAGAACUAACAAUAAUUCCAACGCAUGCCACAUCAACGAUACGAAAGCGGGCGCACGAGGAGCAGCAGCUGAACGGCACUGAAGUAACUAUAGUUCCCAGUGGACCGCCUCCAAAAAGGCCGAACAAAGAUCCUAUGCCCUCGCAUUGUCCUAGUCCCGAACAGUUUGCGGCCAUGAUGGCGGCAUCGGGACAGCCACUCUCAAGGCACCAUCUCAAUGGCAAGCAGAAGAUUGCGCAAAUGGCACGAGGCGGAAACGGACGUAAGCAAGUCAUUAGUUGGAUGGAUGCGCCGGACGAUGUUUACUUUAGGGCCAACGAAACACACAAAAAAACGCGAAAAAUACUCUCAGCCGUGGAGCUGCGCCGUGCGGCGCGCAAGCCAUGGCGCACACUGCCCAUCAAGCCUCUGGCUCCCGAGCCAAGUAGCAGGCCCAUUGAAUCACAAAUCGUCAUACUGGACUGACCGUCGCCGGCACACACAUCAAGAGCAUCAGCAGCAGCAGCGCCAUCGGCAGCGGCAGCGGCAGCGGCAAC